This is a messenger RNA of Brenthis ino (lesser marbled fritillary), 1284 nucleotides long. The record is from the annotation of a GenBank genome assembly. NCBI's taxonomy places the organism in Eukaryota, Metazoa, Arthropoda, Insecta, Lepidoptera, Nymphalidae.
AUGGCUACAACUCUUGAAGAUAAGUCUAUUUGGGAAGAUGGCGAAGAAGCACUUAGCGAAGAAGUUCUGCGUAUGCCAACUGAUGAGAUUAUCAGCCGGACUCGACUUCUUGACAAUGAAAUUAAAAUUAUGAAGAGUGAAGUUAUGAGAAUCUCCCAUGAGCUUCAAGCACAAAACGAUAAAAUCAAGGAAAACACUGAGAAAAUAAAAGUCAAUAAAACUUUACCAUACCUUGUGUCAAAUGUUAUCGAGUUGCUAGAUGUAGAUCCUCAAGAAGAAGAAGAAGACGGCGCCGUAGUUGACUUAGAUUCUCAAAGAAAGGGAAAAUGCGCUGUCAUUAAAACUUCUACCCGACAGACAUAUUUUUUACCAGUUAUUGGAUUGGUAGAUGCUGAAAAAUUAAAGCCUGGUGAUCUGGUUGGUGUCAAUAAGGAUUCAUAUUUAAUUUUGGAGACAUUACCUGCUGAGUAUGAUGCUAGGGUCAAGGCUAUGGAAGUUGAUGAAAGGCCAACGGAACAGUAUUCUGAUAUUGGUGGAUUAGAUAAACAGAUUCAGGAACUCAUUGAAGCAGUAGUAUUGCCAAUGACACAUAAGGAGAAAUUUGUUAACCUUGGUAUACAUCCUCCUAAGGGAGUACUUCUCUAUGGACCUCCUGGAACAGGCAAGACAUUACUGGCCAGGGCUUGUGCUGCCCAAACCAAGUCUACAUUCUUAAAGCUGGCUGGACCACAACUAGUUCAGAUGUUUAUUGGUGAUGGUGCCAAACUUGUUCGUGACGCGUUUGCCCUAGCUAAAGAGAAGGCACCUGCUAUUAUCUUUAUUGAUGAGUUGGAUGCUAUUGGUACGAAGCGUUUUGACUCAGAAAAAGCUGGUGACCGUGAGGUACAGCGUACUAUGUUGGAACUGCUAAACCAGCUUGAUGGAUUCAGUUCAACAGCAGAUAUAAAGGUCAUUGCAGCUACCAACAGAGUGGACAUCUUGGAUCCUGCUCUCUUGAGAUCUGGCCGUCUAGACAGAAAGAUUGAGUUUCCACAUCCCAAUGAAGAAGCUAGAGCAAGAAUUAUGCAAAUUCAUUCAAGAAAAAUGAAUGUGUCACCCGAUGUUAACUUUGAAGAGCUUUCACGAUCUACUGACGAUUUUAAUGGUGCCCAAUGUAAGGCUGUUUGUGUUGAAGCGGGUAUGAUAGCAUUGCGCAGGUCUGCUACGGCAGUCACUCAUGAAGAUUUCAUGGAUGCCAUACUAGAAGUGCAAGCCAAGAAAAAAGCUAAUCUCAGUUAUUAUGCU